UUGUAUUGUUUUUUUAUUUAUUUAUUUCUUGAACAUGCGAAAUCUUCACAAUACAAAUGAGAUUCAGCAAGAUAAAAAGACCUUCAAUGUGGAACAAAGGAAAAAAGAGAUUUCAUUUUUCAUUCAUAUUCAUUUCCUUCGCAACGAAAACGAUUUUGUUAAUCUCUUGAUUAUGCCUUGAAAUCCUGAGUUAAAUAAAGGGGUUUUCUGAGAGUGUUGAACCUCGAAUAUGUCAGUCUUUUUCAGGCGACAAAAGAAUGCCUUCGGAGGCAUUCCCUUGACUGCGUUUUUGUUCAUCUUGUUCGCAUUGGCUUUGUUGGCGUAUGCACCAUCAGGAGUCGAGGGUGCCAUCAGAGCUAGACGACCUGGAGGAAUCAAGAUUUUCGAAUCCGAUGAGAACAUCCACCCCGCUUUUGAUAACGCGAUGAGUGACGACGAUGACGACGAAGCUGAUGAUGGCGAAGACUCCAGCGAAAACGAGGCGAGAGAAGAUGAAAUCUGCGACGAGGAUUCUUGCGUAGAUUCUGAAAAUUCGCCAGGAAGAAACAGACAAAUGAGGCGAGCAGGAGAUUCCGGCAUGCGGAAGCCAGGCAUGAUGAGGAAAGUGAAGCGCAUUCGGCGCAAGAGCAACCAGCGAAUGUUCCUCUCCGGCAGUGAGGGCAUGGAUCUGAAAGACGAACCGGGUCACUGGCACUGGUAUUUGCUUUGGGGAUCACUCUUGGUUGGAACAUUGACUAUAGCUGGUAGCAAUGUUAGUUACUUCUAUGUUUUGGUCAAGUCCCAGGUUGUGGAUAAAUUCAAGCCAGUUUUCAAGAGUGAUGAUGGAGAAGCCAUUGGGGUAAUGUACCAUUUCUCCCAUGGAGACUCUGUGGCCAAGACUGCCAAGAAGCUGAAACUGGGCAAGGAGGUGGCACAACACUGGUACAACAAGUGCCAAGUUGUUGCACAGGCCCAACUGAAGGUGUGUUCGCCUCAGGGCAUCCUCAACAAACGCGGCGACGAUCCACAGGAUGAAUAUGACCGGAUCCACUACGUCAACCACUUUUAUCAAAGCUGCCCCAGAUUCAUGGUUGGUGGGUUCAACAAAACCGUGGAGGUGGACUUGGCACCCGUGGACAAGAUUUUUGAAGGCGAAUGGGGUCUCGUGAUUGUCGAAAAGCCGUCUUGGCGCUGCUACGUGCUGCCCAUUGAUGACCCAUCCCAAGAGUCUGUCAUUGUCACUCUCCGUGGCCGCGUCCGAGAGGGUUCCAAGGUCUUCUGCCAUUUCAUCGAACCUACUGGCAAUAACAACUCAAGCACUACCCAGACCAGCAACAACAACAACAACAAUACCUCGACAAAGUCGACACCGAAAGGCGCGUUGUUAUUUGACGUCAAUGACUACGGAGAGCUCGUCGUCGACCCCGAGGGGAAAAGGAAACGAUUGACAUUCACCGAACCCGUCAUCAAGCACGUGAUCGAAUCGCUGAACGGGGAACUCGUUGACGAGCCGAACAAAGUGCAAACGGCGCUAGUGCAAUUCAUGUGGUUGAAGGCGUUUGUCAAGAAUGUCGACGGCAGUCUCGGUGUCGGAGGAUCCGCUGCUGCUGCUGCUGGCGGCGACAUUGAACCCUUCCUCACGUUUGUUGCGCACGUGGCCAAGUUUUUCGGUGUGGAGGCCGGAAGGAAAACCCCCGCGAAAAAGAUGACUUAUAGAAUCGACGGACAUGACAGUGAAAUUGAGAGGGAAGUGGAUGAUGACGAGGAGGGCGAAGGAGGGAGAGACCAGGAUGCGGUUUUGCAGGACUUCGGCGGCGUUUCUCCGAAUGACUCUGACGUUCCGACGCCCAACUUAUUGGCUGCGGUUGCUUCUUGAUGUGAACAGAUGUCGCUUGUUGUUUGAGAAAAUGCAAGUUUUUGGUUACCCAACAAUA
This is a messenger RNA of Notodromas monacha, 1913 nucleotides long. The record is from the annotation of a GenBank genome assembly. Lineage: Eukaryota; Metazoa; Arthropoda; Ostracoda; Podocopida; Cyprididae.